Messenger RNA from Diachasma alloeum, 1097 nucleotides. RefSeq names its product cilia- and flagella-associated protein 20. Lineage: Eukaryota; Metazoa; Arthropoda; Insecta; Hymenoptera; Braconidae. Gene Ontology annotation, biological process: cilium assembly; positive regulation of cell motility; regulation of cilium beat frequency involved in ciliary motility. The record is from RefSeq and is a predicted model, not a curated record. The coding region runs from base 347 to 1078 and encodes 243 amino acids. The transcript is spliced from 3 exons. Gene Ontology annotation, cellular component: motile cilium; ciliary basal body.
UGUGAGGCAUCGUUUGUUUCUCCCUUGUCUGGCGCAGGAUAAAAUUACACAUGUGUAUUAUUACAACCAUUUCUAUCAAUAAUUUCUAUUGAACGGAAAUUGAAAGCAUUUGAGUGAAUUUAUAAAAAAUUCGAUGUCUGUGCCAGGAGUGGACGCUUCUUCGAAAAAACGAAACCGAAAUGUAUUGGAAGGUCGCUUUUGUGGCUGAAGAAAUUCCCAAUUUUUUCACUAUUUUUUACCAAAAUCGCUCAUUACUCGAAGUACUUCUGACCCACAAGAUGUGAAAAAUCAAUUCAAAUUUAUAAUCAAUCAAAUUGGAGGAAAAUUUUUUGAAAAAUUCUCUGUGAUGCUUCAUGUGGAGGGUUUCGAGUCAUUAUUGAGUAGCGUGGCUGACAGACCUUUGAGCCUAUGGGGGAAGAAUGUUGCGUUGGACGGAAGUGUGAAAAGGGUCGAGGAUGAGGCGUUGAAGGGCGACCGGGUUAUUGAAAUAAUCGGAAGAACAGAGGGAAGCACUUCCAGGGAUGCUCUUCCCACUUGCAUCCAUUGUCCCUCGGGUUCUAAUGAAUUCCUCCAGACUAAAUUACCAAUUCUCGUUUUUGUGAUAAAAAAUCUUAAACGAGAAGGGAAAAUUGAAUUUCAGGUCACCGAUAAAUUGCAAUUCAGAAGAAGAUUCAUUUUAAUAACUAACGCAAUUCGAGAGAAAAUUCCAAAAAUCACCCCCACUACUGCUUUUCUCCCCUUCUCACUCGAUGAUGGCUGGAACAUGCUGGAAAUAGAUCUUCGAAAUUUAUGUAAAGAAGUUUAUCUCACUGACUACAUCUCUUUGAACCGAAUCAUAAUUUACCCCAAUUUUCGAGUGCGGAGGAUUUACCUGCAGGAUCGUCACUACGAGCAAAACGAAACUCCAAAGGAAAUUUUCGAUACGCUAGCUGAAUUUUACAAGUUUAGGAAAAAAACCAUCAAGGCUGUCGAUAAAAAUUGUCAGACACAAAUGUUAACGAGAAAAAUCGUUCAGAAACCGAUAAAAAAGAAGAAAAAAAAGCGGAAGAGUGAAGAAGAAACUUCAAUCAACAGUUGAAUCCACGAAGAAACUUAUA